AUGAGAGUCAUAGCAGUAGCAGGCAUACUUAUUUUGUGUGUGGCAGGGCUAGUUAGAUGCAAAGAAGGCAUUAAAACAGCAGACAUAGAGGCGUCCGGUGCCUCGCAAGGAGACGUGAAAAUCACAGUCACCAACAGCGGAGGAGAGCAGGAGGAUGAAAGCGCGAAGGAGGAGCAGAUUACUCCUGUUGAGGAAGCUGCCAGCCAGGAGGCAGGCGAGCAGAGCAUAGAAACCACAGUAAACGAGUUUGCAGAGAAUGCUAUAAAGCAGGCUGUUGAGAAAAUUGGAGGCAGCAUUACCGAGGAGCAGAUGCACACUUUGGUGAACGACAUGGUCGAGCGAGUUCUGCAGACAGCGAAGGAAAAGAACGGAGAGAAGCCAACAGAAGAAGAAAUGAUGAAAAUCAUAGAGACAAUGGAACAGGAGAUUUUGAAGAGUGCGGCCCCAGAGAAGGUUGAGGGAACGUGCAUAUUAUUCACGGGUGCCACGCUUACAGAGGAGGAAAUCCAGAAAAUAAGCAAGCCCGUGGGCAUGAAGUUUGAGGUCAGUGCGGACGCAGAGGCAGCUGAGAGGCUGGGCGUCGUUAUGCCAGGAGUCUACUACAAGUCUGAGGCUGGAGAGUACGUGUUCAGAGUCCCGGAGGGAGACGUAGACGUACUUGCUGCAAGAGUGGCGGAAACAUACAACGUUGCACGCCUGGAGGUCUUUGGGGAGCUGCAUAAAGACAACUCGCCGCUGUACGAGAAUCUCAGAGUGCCGAUUGUAUAUGCAGUUGCAAGGAAGACGGACUUUGGAACCCUUGAGUGGUGCAGGCCCAUCGUGGAGAGCCUUAAGACCGAGCUGAAGGUGGCGCUUCUGGACUACACAAGCACGGAGUUUUUCCUGAACAUUUCGGGGGUGCACGAGCACAUGCUGCCUGCUCUAUUUUUGAUAACAAACAAGAACGACAAGAUGUACAAAUAUCUCCUGCCAAAUGCAGCGGACAACGAGGAAACAGUGAACUUCCUCACAAAGUGCGCGCGAAACAAGGAGGAGCUUGUGCCGUUUGUGAUGUCUGAGGAGCUGCCAGGGGAGGCCGAGAAGGCAAACCCGGCGGGGGUCUUGAAGGUGGUUUCCAAGUCUUUCGAGGAGAUUGCGCUGAAUGCAGAGGUGGACACGCUGAUUGUGUACUAUGCAGAGUGGUGCAGGUUCUGCCAAAACCUGAUGCCAGGCCUGGACAAGGUGGCUUCCGCCUUGAAGAGGAUCUCAAGCGACGUGGUGAUAGGGAAAAUGCUUAUGUCGAGAAACGACAUGCCUUUGAACAGCGAGCUAGAGGCAAUCCAGGCAUACCCAACGAUAAGAAUAUACAAGAAGGGCACGAACAAGGAGGUGGAGAUGGAGAUUAAGAACAAGCCAGCAGAUGCAGAGGGCAUCCUGGAGUUCCUGAAGAUGCACACAGACCUUCCAGAGGGCUUAACUCUGGAGGGGGCCGAGACUGAAGAAGCUCCGCAGAAGCGCGAGCCAGAAGUCAAGAUACCAGAAGAGAUUAAGAUGGAUCUGUAG
Messenger RNA from Nematocida major, 1542 nucleotides. RefSeq names its product protein disulfide-isomerase A1. Gene Ontology annotation, cellular component: endoplasmic reticulum. Gene Ontology annotation, biological process: protein folding; response to endoplasmic reticulum stress. The record is from RefSeq and is a predicted model, not a curated record. The transcript has a single exon. NCBI's taxonomy places the organism in Eukaryota, Fungi, Microsporidia. The coding region runs from base 1 to 1542 and encodes 513 amino acids. Gene Ontology annotation, molecular function: protein disulfide isomerase activity.